GAGAGUUCAACUACAGCUCUUCAUCUCCAUUUAUCAAUUAGGGUUAGGGUUUUAGCAAAAGUAUGGACACUCCCGAAUCUAAAUCAACUAUUGCUAACAACACCAAAAUCAAAUUAAUCAAUCCUACUUCAUCAGAUUCUUCCGCUUUUCAAGACUCACCUGUAUUCAAUUACAUAAGCAAUCUGUCUCCCAUACAGCCUGUCAAGGCUGGGCCUGUUGCUCAAGGAUUCCCUGAGCUAGCUUCACCUCCACUUGUAUUUACAUCACCACGCAUAACUUCACUGCAUAGCUUCGGUAACAGGAAGAUACGAUCAUCUGGUUCUAAUUCAGAAUUUUCUCAAGACCAUGACAAUUGUCAGAGAAACGAGAGGGACCUGGGUCAUUCAAUGAAAGUAGUUCCUGAAUUUCUUAGUCCACUGGUUCCUAGUGAUCAAAAGACAUGUAAUACCGAAAAGUUAGUAUCAGUUGCGCAUUGCAGUCCGUCUGGUUGCUUUGAUGAUUACUUAGGCGAUCCAGGGCAAUCUGCAAAUUUUACACAUAAAAUGCAAUCUUACAAUGCUCCUCCAUCUACUAAAGGUGGUUGUUUGAAGAAAAUAGGUGUUGUUACUGGCAGAGAUAUGGGUCCGUUUUGUUCUGCAUCGCAAAAGGGUAAAGAUAGUGCACAACCAAAGUCGAGAAUCAGUGUUAAGCUGGUUAAAAAUGAAUCACGGCAUAUGACAUUAUCGUCUGAAUGUUCAGGUGCCUUACCGAGGUUGUUAACAGAUCAUAUAUGUCAAAGUGGAGAUUCUUUCAGUGAGGUACCUAUUUAUUUUGUUUGCUUUCUUGUUAGUGAAUGUUUGUUGAGCGAAUGA
This is a messenger RNA of Beta vulgaris subsp. vulgaris (sugar beet), 851 nucleotides long. RefSeq lists its product as uncharacterized. Gene Ontology annotation, molecular function: DNA-binding transcription factor activity. The record is from RefSeq and is a predicted model, not a curated record. Lineage: Eukaryota; Viridiplantae; Streptophyta; Magnoliopsida; Caryophyllales; Amaranthaceae. Bases 63 to 851 code for a protein of 262 amino acids. The transcript is spliced from 3 exons.